AUGAUUUCCAUACCUCAGUCUCAUUUCGACUGGGAUCAAGAUACCAGGAACCCGUUUAACUGGACCCAGCGUCGGAAAUGGACGACCAUCGCCGUGGCAUGCUGGGUAACCUUCAUCACCGGCCUCAAUGCGACAUCCAUCACCACGGCCGCCGAAGUCGUUUCUCGCCAGUUCCACCUCCCAGAUAAUCGGAUUGAGGUCAACUUCUUUGCCGUCGUGGCAUGGAAUGCCGCUGCCGCAUUUGUACCCCUCGUCACGCUUCCGCUUAUGGACACGUACGGUACUAGAAUUGGAUAUUUGGCGUGCUAUGUGCUCUUCACCAUCUUCGUCAUUCCGCAGGCACUGGCACAGAACUUUGCCACCCUUGUGGUGAGCCGUGUCUUUGCCGGCGCUUUUGGCGGCACGGUGCAAAAUGCGGCCGAUGGUAUUAUAGCCAAUGUGUUUCGCCAUCACCAUGAGCGAGCCUUGCCUUUAACGAUUUAUAUCCUGGCCUUACUCAUGGGAGUUACCAUGGGACCCGUGCUCGGCGCUGUUUUUGAGCCUCUGAAUUGGCGAUGGAUAUUCUGGGUUCAACUCAUCAUAUGUGGAGCGACAUUGCCUCUUGUUGCUUUCUGUGCCGAGGAGACACGAGGUUCUGUCAUUCAAGCGCAGAUCUUGUCAAAGACCGGAUCUGCUGCCCCGGCCAAAUUGUCUGAGGAUGAGAAUCCUAUCAGAAUGCUUAAAGAGACCAUUACACGCUCUGCCAAACUCUUAGUUGCCGAGCCAACAAUCACCUCGUUUACAAUAUGGACCUCUUUUGCGUUCGGCCUCGUCUUCAUCUCGACUCAGUCGGUCCCUCUCGUGUUCGCUCGGGCAUAUAGUUGGGGUUCCUACAGCAGCGGCUUGGCCCAGUCCGCCAUCGCCAUCGGAGAGAUAAUUGGCUUUGCGGCCUGCCUCUAUCAGAAUCACAUAUAUCACGACCCGGUUCCCGAAUCCAUCUUGUAUCUCUCCAUUCCAAGCACGGCGAUAGCAUUAUCUGGCGGCCUGUUCAUGUAUGGUUGGAGCAUCUUCCAGGCCCAUUGGGUUGUCACAGCUUUAGCGCUGCUACUUAUUGGUUACGCAAGCAUGGUGAUUGUGACGGCUGUCACGAUUUACAUUACACAUUCUUAUGCCGGGUUUGCUGCCAGUGCCAUUGCCGCCGUUGCAUUUGGUGAGAAUUUGUUCGCGGCUUUCUUGCCUUUGGCCACAAAGGCCAUGUACGAGGACUUGGGAUACCAGUGGGCAAGUAGCUUGCUCGGGUUUGUUGCUUUGACCCUGACGCUUGCUCCUAUCAUUUUACUGUGGAAAGGCCGUGCUAUCCGAGGGAGAGGUAAAAUGGUUCAGAGUUUACCACGCUGA
Messenger RNA from Trichoderma breve, 1377 nucleotides. Its product is annotated as major facilitator superfamily domain-containing protein. The coding region runs from base 1 to 1377 and encodes 458 amino acids. Gene Ontology annotation, biological process: transmembrane transport. The record is from RefSeq and is a predicted model, not a curated record. The transcript has 4 exons. Lineage: Eukaryota; Fungi; Ascomycota; Sordariomycetes; Hypocreales; Hypocreaceae. Gene Ontology annotation, molecular function: transmembrane transporter activity.